GUUCGAUACAGAUACAUGAUACGAUAUUGUAUCAGUUUGACGUUGAUUCAUUCGUGUUCAUUUUAAAUUAAAGAUACUAUCGUUCGUGUUGCUGUGCAAUUAGUUAAAUCCUUGGUAUAGAAUACUGCAUCGAUUUUAACGAAUAACUAAGUCAUGACUACAAUGGAUUCUGAUUCCGAGAGUCAGGACAGCGACGACGGUCGACGUUUUCGCUUUGAAGCCACCCGCAAAGAUAACGUCCAUCCAGAAGCGAAACUGGGAAAACACUCGAGAUCGAAAUCGGACUGUAAAUCCAGCUACAACGACGCAGAGUAUAGAGAUAGGAAAGAAAAAUCGAAGCACGACAGCAGCAGAAGAGAGCACAGAUCUUCGAAAGAGCAGGACGCGACCGACAGGGAUCUUAAGCAUUCGGGAAAAUACUCGAAACACAGCCACGAGUCGAGAAGCUCGAGACGAGAGGACGGCAAGGACUACAGGAGUACGAGGGACGUCAGCAUAGACUCGAAAAGCUCAGCCGUGUCCUCGAAGCGUAAAACGAGGGACGCGAAGCGUUACAGAGAUCAGGAUCGGGGCGAGCAUCGUAAGCACAGGUCUCAGGAACGAUCGCACAGCAGAACAGAGGACGACAGAUCCCAAAACGACAAGUAUAGGAACAAAUCUCACGAGAAGUACAAGCGGCACUCGCGCGACAGAAGCCGCGACAGGAGCUACCAGUCGCAUAAACCGAGAUCGUCGGAUCAUGGCAGAUUCCGGGGUGAACUCGAGCGACACAAUUCGCACAAGAGAGCGAAAGAGGACGCGGACCAACGGUUACAGGAACUCUCCUCGCCGAAGAACGCGGAACAGGGUCGUACCGACAACGAAUUGCUGACGAAAAGAAAUUUAUCCAUGGAGAGUCAAGAGUACAAAGAGCUAGACUUGUCCGAGUUCGACGUGCUAUCAGAGACUGACGAGAACUUAUCCGAUGGUUCGGACGUUGGGAACAAAUGUUCGUUAUCGAGGCAUCACAAGGCAAAGACGAAAAAACGAAAUUCGAACGACGAGUGCGAGAAUUCAACGAAAAAACAAGCGAUAGAAAGCGAACACUCGGAAGGCUCGCCUAAGGUAAAUGAAAGGAAGAAUGAUAUGUCGUCUGGUUCCAGUAAUAAUAAUCCUGGUGCCGUUUCAGAUUCCGCAUUAGGUAGCGCGUCGCCUAUAUUGACGGAAAUCACGGAAGAUAGUACGAAUAUCGUUGACGAAAGAUGUAAACCCGAAUUAAUGAAUUUGAACAGCGAGGAAGGAAAUUUUAGUUCCACUGAGAAAGCUUCCUUGCGCGUUAGCAAUUGCGAUUCCCCAAAAGUAACGGAUGUCUCUGCCGUUGAAGAAGACUCCUCGUACGGGCCGAGCUUACCACCGCCAUUAAUAGCUGAUUCUUCCAGUAACGCAAAGUCAGUGAAAGCUACGAAUUUCAUAGGACCUUGUUUACCAGAAAUCGACGCGCAAGAUCUAACCGAGAGAUCCAACGUUGACACGACGAGUGGCAACGAUCAAAUUGUUUUAAGUCGAGAAGAUUCCGAUGGCGAUGCAGAUAUUACCUUUGGCCCGGCGUUGCCACCGCAUUUGAUACAACAAGCGUGUAGCGAUGAAACAAAGACGAAAAUCAUAGGACCCGCUCUUUCGAAUUUCGCGAAAUUUGAGGAUAACAAGGAAACCGAGCAAGCAGAGUCUGAAAACGAAGACGCGAUCGGUCCCCUACCGGUCGAUCAUCCAGCAUUGAGGACUAGCAAUGUGUAUAAACAAUUGGAGCAGAGAGCACAACAAAUUAAGAAUGAGAAGAAAGACGAGGACGAUAGUACUUUAAAUCAACGAGAGGAGUGGAUGACAGAAUUACCUCCGGCACAGGUCAGUAAUCUAGGACUAGCGCCGCGAAAGUUCCGCGUUAGAGCAGGUCCGGACAUGUCCGACAGGUCGUGUUGGACGGACACUCCAGCAAAGAGAGCUGAGAAACAGAGGCAACGGGAGGAGGAGGUUCUUAAUAAUUUAAAAAAACCGCCCACGGAGCCGACUAAAGAAAGCAACGAGACCGAAAGUGGGAAAAGUAGAAAGCGCGAGAAAUCCCUUCUGGAAGUACAUCAGAGUAAACUUGAAAAGAAGAAAAAGAAGGAGGAGAAGAAGGCAAAACUGACCGGGCAAACGAUUAGAAGACCGUUCGACAGAGAUAUCGACUUACAGAUAAAUCGAUUCGAUCAAGCUCAGAAGAACGCUGUUAUAAGCAAAGCACAAUACCUCGACGAAAGGUUUUCACGCGGAAAGAUCUAGUAAGAUUUUAGUAAAUUAGUAACAUUUUACAAAGAUAAUAAGUUUUUGCGCAGUGUACAUUUGUAAUUUGGCUCACUGUAAGCGAUAUUGCUAAUGAGUGCCUUUAACUACAAAUGAUGUAAUUCGAUUUUCAUUUACAACGGGAUCGAAUUCUUUCUCUCUCUCUCUCUCUUUCUCUCUCCUUCUUUUUUUAAAUUAACUUUUUUCCACUUGUUCAAUGCUUGAUGGUUUUAUCGAUUGUUCGUCACUAUAAGUGGCAUUGACGUUGAUAUUAUGACGACGCCACUGUUUCGAAAACACGAAUUUCUGCAUAUAUAUAUAUAUAAAUAUAUAUAUAGUACAUUAUGGUGUAAAUUCGAUUAAUUACGCUUGAGAUAUGUAUAAAACGCCUGCAUUAUACAUACAUCUUUUUUUAUUGACUUUACCGAUAAUCAUAUCGACUUAAAUCUGUAUUGUGUAUGUACAUUACACUAUUGAAUUGUAUACUUCGUAAAUGAUCGUUCUUCAUGCCUGUGAUGUAUAUAUACGUGUAAUAUUCACCUAUUGUAUCAUAAAACAUUGUAAUCCAGUAAGUAAUCGAACCUCACGUUAAGUAGGAAAACGGAACCAUAAAAGACAUAACGCUCUACGAACUUCGAAAACGAAAUACGCUUCUCCUUUUCUGUUCGUGUAUCACAGAAUCAACUUUAUCUGUGAUAAGGGAAAAAAAAUGUUUGGAGAUAUUAAAUUUUUAGUCCAAUGUAAACAGUUAUGAUUGCACCACGUGUACUUUAAAUAUACUUUUUACGAAAACUAUUAUGUACAUUCAAUUUGUUUAAUGAACCAAAUAAAGCUUUUUACUCCGCCUGGAAAUACUGGA
Molecule: messenger RNA, 3157 nt
Organism: Hylaeus anthracinus
Lineage: Eukaryota; Metazoa; Arthropoda; Insecta; Hymenoptera; Colletidae
Product: serine/threonine-protein kinase prpf4B
Exons: 5
Coding region: 154-2298 (714 amino acids)
Source: RefSeq, a predicted model, not a curated record